UGCGAUGUCUAAAUUUGAUAAACAAAUGAUUUCAGUCAAAAUGGGUUUUUUAAAAUUUCAGAGAGAAUGAAAUUAGCUAUAUACUACUAAGUUCUGAAAAAAAUUAUUUAGAAAUAUACUCUUGCUAUCACCUCAUAGCACAUAGCACAUAGCACAUAUACUCUUGCUAUCACCUCAUAGCACAUUACUUUGUCUACUUGAGAUACGUCCUACUUUGCAGGUAUAUAAAAACGCGAUAUAAGCACUUCAAAAACUUUAUUCCUAAUAUCCUUUACCAAAGUGCCACUAAUUGUCAUUUUUAUAGUGGGGGAAAAUCCUGCUAUAUUUAUUAUAUACAGGGAAUAAUUAUAUUCCCUAUAUAGUCAGUUAACUAAAUGUAAAUGUAAUGAAUAAAUUAAUAUAUUUGCAUGCAUUGGUUUUUUUUUUAAUUCUGAAGCUGCCAACCUUUUGCUCUUAGCAAGAGUUCCCUUCCCACCAAUGUGGUUUUGGUGCCAAAAUUAUGUAAAAGAGUAAAUUUCUGAAGAUACAGGAUCACAGCCUGAGAUAUUUAAGUAUCUAUUUAGGCUGAAAUUUAUUUUAACCUCAGCAGUUGAGCAAAUGUGAUAACCUUGUGCCUCACUGAACUGGUAUAGGAUUCUCCAUAGACUUCAGAAUAUGGGAAAGCAGUAAGGAUUCACAAGAAUGUAGAGUCUUCAAUGCAUUGGAGAGAAUGGGAUAAUGCAUUCGCCUAAUUAGUCCUACCCAUCUAAUAACUGAAACAAAAGAAGUUUGAAGAUGAUCAAAUGCUUAAAGUUAUACAUUGAAGUUUCAUACAUUGAAGAUGAUCAAAUUACCAGUUAAACUUCAGUACCUGUGUUGAAAAUGCCUAGAAAAAUAUGCAUUCAACAAUUGAAAAGAUGUGUGCAAAAUGCAAAUGCCAUUGCUUUGAAGAAAAAUUAUCAUUGAGGAGGAGACGAGAUGAUUUUAUGACUGUAGAAUAAACUAUGAAAGCAUGGAAGUGCAUGCUAUUAUAUAAAUAUUCAUUGUGCUUAUUUGAACUGCAUAUCUACCUAACCAAAUCUGUCUCAUCAACAGCCUAUUUUAUCAAAAUUAUAUCAAAAUUAUAUAUUACUUAUUUUAUAGAGUUCUCAACUUAAAGACAAGAAAUGAGUUCUUUGGAAAAGAAUUGUGUUCCUUCAUCCUCCAGAAUAGAACGUCUUCAGCAGUGGCGGCAAUGCUACCCCAGUGAUUUGAGUUGUCCUAUCUGUCUCCAAACCGCUAAUUUCCCUGUAGAAACCAACUGUGGACAUUUCUUUUGUGGCUACUGUCUAAUUGAAUACUGGAAACAUGGGUCCUGGCUGAGUGCAAUCAACUGUCCACUUUGCAGACAAAAAGUUGUUUUUUUGUACACCUGUUCUGAAAACCAGCCUGACAAGAAAAACAAGCGAACUUUCUAUGACAUCAGAACUUACAAUAAACGCUUCUCUGGACAACCUCAGUCUUUUAUAGAUCAUCUUUAUGACAUGCCAUUUCUUCUCCCUGUUAUGCUAAGAGGAAUCUUCACGCUAGCUGCCCUCAUGUGGAUCUUUCUCUUCAGAGUUGUCGUCUGUUUUUUUGGAACGAUCAUGUGCACAACCUGCCCACUUGAAGGGACGCUUGAACCUCUCUGUGGAAUCUUGCACACAGCUGAUAAUUUAGCUGUCAUUAUCUUACUUUUGAUUAGCUUUAUAAACAUUGGCCCUCAAAUGGAAUCAGAAGGUGCAAACAGGACGAUCUCUAGGGAAGAAACCAUUACCUUGGCAUCAUAAGGGAGGGAACUGUAUUGUCUCUGAAAAGUCAAAAUUAACCAGCCAUGACACAUUUUAAUGGACUAAUAGUGGACUUAGUUUGAAAAAGUGAUUAAGGGCUAAUGUGCUGUAUUGAAUUGUAAGCAAAUAAUAGAGAAUAUAUUAGCAGGAUGCUCUCAUGCUAAUAAAGGACUUAAAACCAGUGAGGUCUCUGAGUCUUUAAACAGGCAUUGCUGCUGUUUAAAGAAUACAUUUUAGAGUAGAGAAGACCAAAUAGUUGAUAUAUCCCUGAUUAGGAUAUUGAUGCUGAUAGUUAGGAACAGGCACAGGAAUUAGGAAACAGAGGGUACUGAGAAAAUAAGUCAGUGGCAAUACAGGAUAAAGUUUAUAUCUAAGUCUAGAUGUUAGUAGAGUAGAGUAGAGUACAGUAGGACCUCGAAAAGAUGGACGGCUAAGUCAACCUUGAGCUGGUAAGAUU
Thamnophis elegans (Western terrestrial garter snake) is the source of this 2244-nucleotide messenger RNA. Its product is annotated as E3 ubiquitin-protein ligase RNF170-like. The record is from RefSeq and is a predicted model, not a curated record. NCBI's taxonomy places the organism in Eukaryota, Metazoa, Chordata, Lepidosauria, Squamata, Natricidae. The transcript is spliced from 5 exons. Gene Ontology annotation, molecular function: ubiquitin protein ligase activity. The coding region runs from base 1146 to 1787 and encodes 213 amino acids.